Messenger RNA from Carica papaya (papaya), 3201 nucleotides. NCBI's taxonomy places the organism in Eukaryota, Viridiplantae, Streptophyta, Magnoliopsida, Brassicales, Caricaceae. The record is from RefSeq and is a predicted model, not a curated record.
CUAAAUUAGAAACUGUAGGACAAUAAUUCAGAGAAAGAGUGCUUAAAUUAAUUACAUAAAUAUAUCUAUUGGUUUUCUUCUUCUUCAACCUCUCAAUCAUACUAGAAUUUAUCUGAGAAAUGAGCUCCUGCAGGGUUCUUCUCUUUUACCUCUUACUUAUACACUUUGCAUACAUUGUUGCAAGUCAACCUUUUGAUUACCCAACUGCAAAGCUCUCAACUUUAUGGACAAACAGCCUAUCUGCCAAUCAUUCUGUAACCUUCACAGAUGGGUCAACGGUGCGGGCCAUUCUUCUCAGAGGAAGCUUUGGACCCAAAUUUGCUUGUGGGUUCUUCUGCAAUGGAGAUUGCGAGACUUACCUCUUCGCCAUCUUCAUUGUUCAAACUAAUAGUGGUUCCGGCAUCGUGCUUCCCAACUUAGGAUUCCCAAGAGUAGUCUGGUCUCCUAACAGAAACAACCCGGUGAGAAUAAACUCAACCUUGGAGCUCACUGGAGAUGGAGACUUGGUUUUGAGAGAUGCUGAUGGAUCCAAAGUAUGGUCCACGGGUACCGCAGGAAAGUCUGUCGGUGGCUUGAACCUCACUGAGAUGGGAAAUCUAGUGCUGUUUGAUGAGAAGAAUGGCACAGUCUGGGACUCCUUUGACCACCCAACUGACGUUUUGGUUCCAGGACAGAUGUUGAUUGAAGGGAAAAACCUAACUGCUAGUGUCUCCUCUACAAAUUGGACUGUAGGAGGUAUAUAUUCACUCUCUGUCACUUGGGAAGGCUUGUUUGCUCUUUUCAUUGAGGCUGAUCCUCCACUAGCUUAUUUUGAGAACAAAGUUAGUGGCAACAAAACGAGUAAGGAACCAAGUUAUGCCAAGUUUCUAAAUGGAAGCUUAGCUUUGUUCAUACUUUCCUCUGAACCAAACGAUUCAGAUGACGCAAUUUCUGUUCCCCCGGCCUCAUCUUUACAGUAUAUGAAGCUAGAAUCUGAUGGCCACUUGAGGGUUUACGAAUGGAUAUCAUCAUCAGGGUGGACCCAAGUUGCAGAUCUCUUGACUGGGUUUCUUGGUGAUUGUAGCUAUCCUUCUGUUUGUGGAAAAUAUGGUUUGUGUACAAAUGGGCAAUGUGGCUGUCCUGCACCCAUCAAUGGAGGAACAACCUAUUUUUCACAAAUAGAUUUCAAGCAGCCUACACUUGGGUGUUCUGAGGUUACUCCAUUAUCUUGUGAAGCUGUGGAAGAUCAAAGUUUUGUUGAGCUGGAGGAUGUGACUUACUUCACUUUUGACUGGAGUAAUAGGCCUGCAAAUCCAGAGAGUUGUAAGCAGGCUUGUCUUCAGAAUUGUUCCUGCAAAGCUGCUUUGUUUAGGUAUGGCUGGAAUUCUUCUGAUGGGUAUUGCUAUUUACCUUCUCAAGUUUUUAAUGCUAAGGUCUCGGAUUUUGGUUUGUCAAAACUCAUUGACCGAGGUCAAAAUGAGAUUGUCACAACCCUUAGAGGAACUCCUGGCUAUUUAGCUCCUGAAUGGUUAAGCUCAUUCAUAACUGAGAAGGUAGAUGUGUAUAGUUUUGGAGUUGUGGUAUUGGAAACACUAUGCGGGAGACGAAAUCUGGAUCGCUUCCAACCUGAAGAAGCAAUGCAUUUGUUGAGUGUUUUUGAGAAGAAAGUGAAAGAGGGGGAAUUGUUGGAUCUUGUUGAUAAAAUGAGUGAAGAUAUGCAGUUCAAUGGAGCACAAGCUGUGGAAAUGAUGAAAGUGGCUGUAUGGUGUUUGCAGAGAGAUUUUGCAAGGAGACCUUCGAUGUCAAUGGUCGUGAAGGUUUUGGAGGGAGUGAUGGAUGUUGAAGGUGAGCUAGAUUAUAACUUGUGCAGUGCAGAGUUACCCAAAGAUAUUAAAGAACUAGCUUACCAACAUGUACAACCAGGUGAUGCUACUCCAUUGUUGCCUUCUGUUCUAUCAGGACCAAGGUGAUAGGCUGAAAAAAACAAUUUGUUGGCAUCUUUGAUUGGAUCUUGUGAUUUUCAUUGUCUGGAAUCCACCGGAGUUUGCUAAAGACUUGCUUCCCAAGUAUUUCAAGCACAACAAUUUUUCGAGCUUUGUAAGGCAGCUUAAUACUUAGCAAGUCCCCCCUUUGUUUCUUUUUCAAAUUUAGCUUUUAUUACUUGUUGGGUAAUACUUGUUUUUCUUCAAUUCAUCAACUAUAUCCAAAGCGAGGAAACGACUUACAAUUAUGUUGAAUAAUCUGGAUAAUCUUGCAAAUACAGAAGCAAGCAUCACUCAAAUGCAGGGAUUUAGGAAGAGUGAUCCAGAUCAAUGGGAGUUUUCCAAAAUCCGAGACUUAGCGUUAAAAGUCUCGUCUAAGAGGAUGUUCCCGGGUUUGAUUAUCUUCUUUCUGCAAUUUUCUUGAAGACAUGCAUGCUAGUCCCUUUGCUAUGUCAAGGAUGAUCUUCUUUCUUUGCUUCCAAUCAAGUAUAAUAAGCUCCUGGGUUUUGUAGAAGAUAUAAUCAUCUAAGGACCCAUUAACCAUGAACUCGUAAACGAGAGCUGCCAAUUGUCUCCACCUCUGCCAAGAAAGAUCUCUUGAUUUUCCCAAAACCUUCUAGCUGCUACUGCAACUUUCGCGCCAUCAGAUAGAGUCCCUUCAAACACUGAAUCAAAUCCUCCCUUACCAAGAACCUUGGUAAAACCUUCAGUAAUAGUUUUCAGAUCCUCACAAGUGAAUCUUGUAGGCAUUCCUGAUAUUUUAUCCGAAAAAUCUUCCUCAAGUUCUUCCCCAAACUUGCUUCUUCCAAAACCAAAACACCCCAACAAACAAAAUCAAAACCAAAGAAAGACCCAAAAACAUAUCUUAAUCUUACUACAAUCCCAUUGUUUGCACCUUGAGGAAUACAUUAGAGUUAUAACAGAUCUCUUCCUUCUCAUUAGCUAUAAGUGUAAGAACUUGAGAAGGUAAAUAGCAAGACCCAUCAGAAGAGUUCCAGCCAUACCUAAACAAAGCAGCUUUUACAGGAACAAUUCUGAAGACAAGCCUGCUUACAACUCUCUGGAUCUGCAGAACACCCAAGAGUAGGCUCUUUGAAAUCUAUCUUUGUAAAAUGGGUUGUUCUUCCAUUGAUGGGUGCUGGACAACCACAUUGCUCAUUUGUACAUAAACCAUAUCUUUUAGUUGAUAUUGAUUUGACAAAAGUCAUAUUUUGUAAUAGAUAAAUUCUUUUAGUUGAAA